Molecule: messenger RNA, 647 nt
Organism: Neodiprion virginianus
Lineage: Eukaryota; Metazoa; Arthropoda; Insecta; Hymenoptera; Diprionidae
Product: cytochrome b5-like
Exons: 4
Coding region: 81-443 (120 amino acids)
Cellular component (GO): intracellular membrane-bounded organelle; membrane
Molecular function (GO): heme binding
Source: RefSeq, a predicted model, not a curated record
AAUAUGUCUAGAUAAAAGGAUAGCUCGACUUUCGGAUAAAGGCAGUACCGCGUUUCUCGUUGCGCGAAUAAUUCGCUCCGAUGACGGAACCCAUGAGCAAAUACUCCCUCGAGGAGGUGUCAAAGAAUGACGGAACCAACGGAGCAAGAGUUUGGAUAAUAAUCAACGACGAUGUACUCGAUGUUACAAAUAAUCUAGACGAGCAUCCUGGCGGUAGAGAUUCUAUAUUGGAAUACGCGGGUCAAGAUGCGACGAAAGCUUUCAACGACGUCGGUCAUUCCGGAGAUGCGCGGAGCUAUUUGAAAGGUGCAAAAAUUGGCGAAUUAAUCGAGGAAGACAAAUUGGCUAACAGAAAGAAAAAGAACCAAUCCGCUGAAAGUUCAACGAAAACUGCGUCUCACAGGAGUGUUUUGUCGAUAAUAUCUUGUGGAUUAUGCGGAUAAUCCGGGAUGCUGAGAAAAAAAGGCAGAUGCUGGUUGCUGCUGUGCUGUUUUUGGUAUAACAUUAACAUAAGCUAUACAUAAAUAACGAUAGCAUUAACAAUAAUAAUAACAAUAAUAAUAAUAAUGAUAAUAACGAUGAUGAGGUUAAGAGGUUAGAGCAACGGUAAUACGGCCAUGGUAAUCCGUGAAUGGAACGAAACAUUG